Molecule: messenger RNA, 2426 nt
Organism: Oncorhynchus keta (chum salmon)
Lineage: Eukaryota; Metazoa; Chordata; Actinopteri; Salmoniformes; Salmonidae
Product: coronin-6-like
Exons: 11
Coding region: 687-2099 (470 amino acids)
Biological process (GO): actin filament organization; cell migration
Molecular function (GO): actin filament binding
Source: RefSeq, a predicted model, not a curated record
CCGAAGGAGGACGGAUAGUUUGUGACGGAGUGACAGUUUCCGUUGUGUGGCUGACUGACGGAGUAGCACAUGGAUUUUGUCUGCCUGUUACCCUUAACCAGGAUAGUUUAGGAAAUGGCUACCAAAUUGUGACCGCAGGCUUGUAGGAAAGUCAAUUGGUCUAUCUGUUUGAAAAAGGGAAAAAUAAGUAUUUAGGCAUGUCUGACGGUUUGUAGUAGAAUAUAGUUCACAAUCACCGCAGGUCGUCUAAGUUUUAAUGUGAGCCACUAUCCCACUCUCCCUCUUCGGGUGCUUGUGUAGAACAGCCUGGCCCGUGACCAGCUGUCCCCGACGCGCGAUCCCAGCACAAUCUAUGGCUCUUCCACCCUCACGCGAGAGAUAGCCCGACACGGACAGGACUCUUUCGAAAAUAGACCGGACCGCUUUGACCCCCCUCUCCUGUCCCCCACACACACACCCUCCCUUCAAAUCCACUCCCUUCUCUCUCCGCUGAGGAGCGUCGUAGUUGUACCCCGCUCCCCGUUCGCCAAGCCCGCACCGACUGUACAAAACUGGACCACAGAGAACCAGAUAAAGCAUUCCAAUAAGCGUUACCGAGAACAGAAAACUACCAAGGGAAGGGGGAGAGGAGAAUUCGGAGGUCAAACGACAGUGGCGAUCCCCAUCAAAUACCAAGCUGAUUGGCGAUGAGUCGCAGCAUCGUACGACAGAGUAAGUUCCGACACGUCUUUGGCCAGGCGGUGAAGACGGAGCAGGGCUACGAUGACAUACGCGUUUCCAAGGUGACGUGGGACAGCUCGUUCUGUGCCGUCAACCCAAAGUUCCUGGCCGUCAUCGUGGAGUCCAGUGGGGGCGGAGCCUUCCUCGUCCUGCCCCUCUCUAAGAUGGGUCGUCUGGAUAAGAACCACCCGUUGGUGACUGGCCACGCUGGGCCCGUCCUGGACAUCGACUGGUGCCCUCACAACGACAACAUCCUGGCAUCCUGCUCAGAGGACACCACCGCCAUGGUGUGGCAGAUCCCUGACCAGAUGGGGACCCAGCCCAUAUCAGAGCCCAUUGUGGUGCUGGAGGGACACUCCAAACGUGUUGGCAUUGUCACCUGGCACCCCACUGCACGCAACAUACUACUCACUGCAGGCAGUGAUAACCUGAUAAUAAUCUGGAACGUGGGGACUGGCGAGGCCCUCAUCUCCAUGGACGACCACCCAGACCUCAUCUACAACGUCAGCUGGAACCGUAACGGCAGCCUGUUCUGCACCACCUGUAAGGACCGACGCCUCCGCGUUUGUGACCCUCGCAAGAGAGAGGUGGUCGCGGAGAGGAUGGCUCCACACGAUGGGAUCCGACCAAUGAGGGCCAUCUUCACCAGAGACGGAAACCUGUUCACUACCGGCUUCACCAGGAUGAGCCAGAGAGAGCUGGGCCUGUGGGACCCGACACAGUUUGAGGAACCCAUUGCACUGCUGGAGUUGGACACAAGUAACGGGGUGUUGUUACCGUACUACGACCCAGACACCAACAUGGUUUACCUCUGUGGAAAGGGGGACAGUAGUAUCCGGUACUUUGAGAUAACAGAGGAGCCUCCCUAUGUCCACUACCUCAGUACCUUCAGCAGCAAGGAGCCUCAGAGGGGGAUGGGCUUCAUGCCCAAGAGAGGAGUGGAUGUCAGCAAGUGUGAGAUUGCCAGAUUAUAUAAACUCCAUGACAAGAAGUGUGAACCCAUUGCCAUGACAGUACCUAGAAAGUCGGACCUGUUCCAGGAUGACUUGUACCCAGACACGGUGGGCCCCGACCCGGCCCUGGAGCCAGAGGAGUGGCUGGAGGGGCGAGACGAGGACCCCAUCCUUCAGUCCAUGAGGGAUGGCUACGUUCCCCCCAAGAGCCGCGAGCUCAAAGUGGCUAGGAAGAAUGUUCUGGACUCUAGACCCACCCCCAGACGCAGCAUGUCCUCCUGCGAUGGCUCAGCCAACCUGCCCCCUCAGUUGGUAGAUCGGUUGUUGGAGGAAGUUAAGAAUCUCAAAGUGACAGUUCUGUCUCAAGAGAAGAGAAUCUGUGACCUGGAGAAUAAACUAUCCAAGUAUACCAACGGCACAGCCUGACACACACAGACACACACACACACACACACACAUACACAUCCCGCACACACACACCGCGGCAACCCCUACACACACAAAUACAGAUACAACGUUAAAACACACUGAAACAACAGCGCCAUUCCCCUACACACACUGCACAAUAACCUUACUUACCUUAUAGACACAGCGUGAUUCAGUCAAAGGCGUAAUCAACAAGCACAUUGCACUUGACCUUGAAAGGCGCAUUGUCAGAGGUGCAGUGUGCAACCUAACUUUAAAUGAAUCUGUCCCUAACAAUAACCCCUAACUUCAAACACACAUAACCCCCACCCCCAAAACAUAAACAUA